This is a messenger RNA of Rhagoletis zephyria (snowberry fruit fly), 1503 nucleotides long. RefSeq names its product cell cycle control protein 50A (gene CDC50). Lineage: Eukaryota; Metazoa; Arthropoda; Insecta; Diptera; Tephritidae. The record is from RefSeq and is a predicted model, not a curated record. Gene Ontology annotation, cellular component: Golgi apparatus; endoplasmic reticulum; plasma membrane.
GGACGGGCCUUAACAUUGUCAAUUUUGACAUUUGAUAAGAAAUCAUGAAGUAAUUUUUGAGAAGAAAAAUCCUUUGGAAUAAGAAAUUCAAUAAUAGGAAUAAUAGGAACCAAUUCAGGAAAGAUUAUAAUUUAUUUAGCUUACCUUUUAUGAAGCGAAUAGCAGCUGUAUGGUAAAAAUGGCCACAGAAGUAGAAACUCCAGGAGUUCAGCAAAAGUCGAAGAAACCUUCAGAUUCGGCCUUCAAGCAGCAACGACUUCCUGCAUGGCAACCAGUAUUAACUGCAGGCACCGUGUUGCCCACCUUCUUCGUCAUUGGAAUUUUGUUCAUACCAGUGGGAGUGGCAUUGCUUUAUUUCUCCGAUGAAGUUAGUGAGUUUGUCUAUGAUUACACCCACUGUAAACAAGAGGGGGCAGACAAUUUGACCUGUGCCGAAUAUAUUACUAACCAUCCUAGUGGAAAAUGUGAAUGCAAAAUUGAAUUCGAUCUACCAAAAGAUUUCACAGGAGAUGUCUAUAUGUACUAUGGCCUUAGUAAUUACUAUCAAAAUCAUCGGCGUUAUGUGAAAUCUCGAGACGAUGAACAGCUGUUGGGCCGACUAUCAUCAAAUCCAUCAACGGACUGUGUUCCCUUCGCUUAUGUUGAAGAAAAUAUGCAAAGUAUACCUAUCGCACCUUGCGGCGCGAUCGCCAACUCGCUUUUUAACGAUACAUUAACACUGAAAUACGGCGAUGUAGAAGUGCCCCUGAUCAACACCGGUAUUGCUUGGCCAUCUGAUAAGUUAAUUAAAUUUAGAAAUCCACCAGGCAAUUUAACGCUUGCUUUGAAGAACUUCAGUAAGCCAAAAUUUUGGCAAAAGGAGCUUUGGCAAUUGGAUCCACAAAAUCCCGACAACAAUGGAUUUCAGAACGAGGACUUAAUUGUUUGGAUGCGUACGGCAGCAUUGCCAAGUUUUCGUAAACUUUAUCGGCGCGUUGACCAUUCCAAUGCAACUUUUCAAAAUGGUUUGAAGAAGGGCGCUUAUACGCUGAAUAUUAUUUAUCAAUAUCCCGUGACGUCAUUUGAUGGUUCCAAAAAAAUGAUUUUAUCGACAACGUCUCUUCUGGGUGGAAAAAAUCCAUUUCUUGGCAUUGCCUACAUUGUUGUUGGAUCAAUUUGUCUAAUUCUUGGCGUUGCGCUGCUGUUCAUACAUAUCAAAUGUAGCAAAAGCACUACGGAAAUGAUCAACGUCAACCCACGCACACCAUAUUCGUAACCGCAUUUCAGUUAGGCGACUUAAUGGGAGAUUGCAAGCACAACUGUGUCUCGGAUUUUUACUGAUUAUUUUGGAUGUAUUGCACGAAGAUAUUACGGAUUUAGCAGCAGAAACUUGUUUGAAAGAUAUCUGAACAAUUAUUAUUAACGUUUAGUCCAUGGUAGUGCAGCUUCUAUGAAUGUAGUUGAUUAACAAAUAUGACUUUAAAAGUUAUCCACUUGCAUAGUUAUCUACUGGGUGACAGGUAA